GUAAAAAACGUGAGUAAUUUGUUGUGCUCUCAAAGAAUAUUUUACCAUGUUUAUGGUUCAUUGUAAUAUUUUUUAUUUCGGCAAUGUUUGAUGAUCGGCGACGUCCGCAAUAGCGCGGAUCAUGGUUGGAUUGGGAAAGAACGCUUAUUAAAAUCGGCGUAAUACCAAUUUUAGACGUGACAACCCUGUAGACAACUGAUCUGAUUUAAAAAAAAACAUCAGUCUUUUAGUGCGGCAGAUGGAAUAUGGCCGUGUUAGGGCCGUGUGUGAGUGUAAAUAUGAAUGGUCAUAAUAAUAUUCACAGUCAACUAACAAAAUCACUGGAAAGAAUCCUUGAAGAUGCUUAUUUAAGUGGUGAAUUAAAAUUAAGUGGACGUAAAUUGCGCGAUUUUCCCAAACCCGUGAAAUAUGACUUGAGCGAUACAGUCGUUGCUGAUCUAUCAAAGAACAGGUUCAGUGAAGUGCCUGAUGAAGUCACGACGUACGUUUAUUUGGAAAAGCUAUUGCUGUCGCAGAAUGUCAUAAGAAGCGUUCCUGGUACUGUGGGAGGCUUACAGUCUCUAACAUAUUUGGACCUUAGUUCAAAUCAGUUGGCAGAACUGCCGAGGGAAGUAUGUCAGAUGCCAUUGCAAGUGUUACUAGUCCAGGACAACAUGCUCUCUACCCUGCCAAAGGAAAUCGGCAAGAUGACGUCACUGGCAGAACUAGACGCCUCAAACAACAGGUUGACACAAGUGCCAAUGACUCUAGGCGACUGCGCUGGUUUAAGGGCAUUGGACCUCAGCAAUAAUCAGUUAGGACUUUUACCUUUACAAAUUACGUAUUUAAGACUGGAAUACUUGGACGUGAGCUGUAAUUGUAUAUCUUCACUGCCAUUGGAGCUCCGGAAUAUGAACUCUCUCGUCACCCUAAAUUUAGAUAACAACCCUUUAGUUUCACCUCCUACCACAAUAUGCAUGCGCGGGCGUGUGCACAUAUUCAAGUACUUAGAAAACAUGGCGAGUAAAGACAACAUGCCGGCUCAUAAGAGAGUAGAGGAGACCAGGAGGAACGUUAAGCAUAGUUCGUAUAUCAAUAACUCACCAAAUCAGUCGACGACGCAUCAGAUCACGUCCGGGAACGCAACAAUCGAUUGCUUGAGGCACAAGCCGAGGCAUGUUGUCGACAGCGGAUAUAGCACAGACGGUGUGGACAAGAGGUGGUCGAAUGAUGGGGGAGGCGAGGCGGGUGGAGGGGGCGGUUCAGGUCGAUCCACUCCCAGCACACCGUCGACUUUAUCCCCCGGAGCCGCUCUCUCAAGGGCUCAGUCGCUCUCAAGCGAAACGCCACUGGCUCCUUUGACUCCGAUCCUGACCGGCCUCCGUAUAUCACCCGAAGGGAACAUUUCCAAUGGCGACGAUAAGAGUAAAUUAGUCCACCAACAAACAUACAGACAAUACAAAGAAGCCUUAAGACAGCAGCGACAGCAAGACGUGUACCGGCCCCGAACAGACCAGCCCUCACCAGAGCUAGAUUCGUCCCCACAAUCACAGAACCAAAGCCCGAUCCACACAAACUCCACUCCCCACUCCCCAGUUAACGGCUACAGUAAUGUAUCACCUAGUUUCUAUCGAUCCAUAUCUUCCAAUUCCAGCGUUUCUACCUCAUCCCCUAACACCUCACAAGUGCCAAACUCCCCCCUCUUACACUCCACCCCCAGAAGGUUUCAAAGCCAAAACGGUAACAGCGAAAAAGAGGAAACCAAGCGGCCCGUACAAAAAGUAGUGCCAUCUAGGAAUGUAAACAAAAUGUACACUAACGUCAAUGGAAAUAUAGACUAUAAUCGCGUGAACGGGCAGGCGGAGGCGUAUGUAAAACCGACUUCGCCUACAAAAUCGCCGACUAACAGUUUAGGGUACAACAGUAUGGGGAAGUCGAGUAUACCCCGGGUGAAUGGGGAUGGCGCCAAGUUGUUAACUACGAGCGUGUCGUAUUUGAAAGGUGCGCCGCCAAAGCCGACGGGAAAGAUGGCGUGGAACAAGGAAACGGCGCCUGAUAAGCUGAGCUUCACCAUGAAGAGGGAGUUUGAUAAGCAGAAGGAGGAGGAGGAGCUGCUGCAGCAACUCAGGGUGAUAAUCGAGAGCCGAUUGAAGAUGUCCCUGCCGGAGCAGCUGGCGCCGGUGUUAGCGGACGGCGUGGUGCUGUGCCACCUGGCCAACCACGUACGGCCUCGCUCCGUCGCCUCUGUGCACGUGCCCUCGCCCGCACAGCCAAAACUCACGAUGGCAAGAUGCAGAAGAAACGUAGACAACUUCUUGGAGGCGUGCCGGAAAAUAGGAGUCGAAGAGGAGGUCAUCUGUUCCGCCGAGGACGUAAUGGAGAUGCAGCGGGUCGGACCUCUCGCUCGCACUCUGUCCGCACUCCUCGCACACGCCACUCCCCCGAAGCACGCGAAUAUCCGGCCUGACUCUUACGACCUUUCGAACCGGUGCGAUAUCGAAUACGCGAGUGAUGACGUCGUAGAAGUGAACUACUACAGGGAACAAUUGAGGCGUUAUUCCGAAGAGAGAUACUUGGACCCAGCCAGCUAUACUAUAGACGAAUCGGAAGAACUAAAUUUUGAAAACAACAAUGUUGAAUCUGCGGGGCACUAUUCGCCUGUUUACAAUGAUGGAAUCAGAAGCCGUGGUCCUUAUUAUCAAACGAAUAAAGUUCAAUUCGUCCAACCUUUUUACACGGAUCCGGUUCUGAGGAAUGACAACUUCGAGAUAUACGAUACGGACGAAGUGGACUUUCCGAUUGAAACCGCUGGGGAAGUGGACGUUGAAAGGUAUGACAGGGCGAAGAUGAAUCUCGAUAUACAUAACAAUCAUAACAGGGAUCUUAAAGCGGAGACUGAGAAAGCGACGAUGGAACAAGACAACAGACUGCUUUUUACUUGCCUGUGCCUCGGCACAUUCUUUAUAUCCACAAUUUUAUUGAUUAUAUACCCUCUGUAAUUGUAAUAACGAUUAUCAGAAACAAGCCAACAACUAAAAGAUUUUAUACUCUUUCCAAAUAUUUGAUUUAAUAUUGAAACAGUUUUUAACUUAUCGACUAUUGUCGAAAUAUAAUAAUGGUGAUAAUAUUGAACGAGAUUCCUAAUCCUAACCAAGUAAAUGAUUUGGUGAUCAUUUCGAUUCCUUUUUGAUGUGGCAACUAAAUUUAUUAAGCUUUGAAGUUUUAAUAAUGCACGUAAAUAAAGUGCCAGUAUAUGUAAAAUUAUUUAUCUAAAAGAUAAAUGUAACAGUUAGAAGCACGUUAUAAUGUAAUUGAUAACAAAUACGAAGGAAAGGGGUUGAAAGAAUCUAGUUACCAGAAUUUAAUUGGAAUGUAUUACAAUUAGACUCGUAAAAAUAAAGUGUUUAAAUUAGUAGCUGAAACGUUGUCCUUGAUCUUCCGACCUCUUUCCAUAUAUCUUAUUACAACAAGAUAAGUGACACAUUUGCAGAGCAAGUUAAUGCAACGAUGUGCAGCUAUUGCCUUAUGAAAGCACAGUAAGACUGUGACGAUAGUCUGAAAGAAUUUAAUGCUGCCUCUGUGUUUAGUUUGACUUUUGGUAGUUUUCAAGAACUGUUGAACUGUUGUCGUCGUUUUUAGUCCUCAUUUUCACAGGUAAGCUGUAGUUUCCGCUAGAGGCGCUGCUGUGUUAUGUAUGACGACAUAUGUGCUGCCAUUAUUUAAAUCCAACAAAAAUACCAAUAACCGUUUUUGGAAUGGGGACAUUAAAUUGUAUAAAAUAUUUGUUUUAAUUGAGGAGCUGGCGAACAAAGUGGUAAAAUUAAACACUUACAGGAGCUGUAUAAAACUGAAUGACAUACCUCCAGUGAGGUUUUAGCAUGGUUUUUAAUUUAUAAAUUUAGUAAUUUCAACACGGUGUCAGGCGGUUUUGAUUGAAAAUUAUGCCCGAUAUAUGGCCCGAUACUUCCGGACUGUAAAAAAAAUAGUAGUUUGACCGGAUGCGUAAAUAUACCAUUUUGUUCGCCAGCUUCUCAAUUAUUUGUUAGUAAGACUGAUAAACAGUGGAGGCUAGUAAAAGGGUCCCCAGGAACCCAAAAAACCGGAAGAAAAUAGUAUUUCUUAUGCUUUUAGAACUCUUACUAGACGCUGCUUAAGUCUGGUCUAUGAGUGGUGAAGUCUGAUGUGAAACCGAUCGGUAUUCGAUAUAAUUCAUUGAGGCUAGAUAAUGUGAUUUUUGGAAUUGGUACUUUGUAGUAAUGUUAGUGUAGUGCAAAAGGUAUAAACGUUUAAUUAGGGCACAUUACAUGUAAUUGGAAGCACCCAGUGUUUUAGUGGCUAAGGUGUUUUUUUUUUAAUUCCAAUUAGGUGUUUGGUUAGUAUGUUGUGGAAAAUUCAUUCCAUUUGUAUUUUUUGGCAAAAGACAAUGAAAAUAUUCGGAAAAGACAUUGCAAUUGUUGAAAAAAGUCAUUCCGGUCGUGCAUUCUUUAUCUCCGUUUAUUUUACUUUUAUUUCGCUUUCUCUUAUCCCAUGUUAAUGAGCUCGAAAUUAUAUAAACAAUUUAUAAACCGGUGAUGAGUAUAUCCAAAAUUUUUUGGGAAAAAUCUCAAGGUUAUUAUUUAUUUCCGAAUAUUUCUGUACUUUUUUAAUAUAAAAUAUAAUUAUAGCGAAUUGAAUAGCGAAUCAAAUUUUAAAAUUCGAAUUGGUUAGUAACCUUUUUUAUUUUUUUAUGAUUAGGUAUCGAUAGGAUAUCGGAUAUGAGAUCCAUGGAAUUGGUGAAGUGUUAGUUAAAUCGAGAUGAUUGUCUGAAAAUCGGGUGAUUAUUAUUGAAGAUAGAUUUAUUGAACUUCAUUCCCAUGAGGCAUUUAUAUAUAGUAAGUGCAGUCAGGCUCUUAAAGACUAUUACGAUCUUUGGAUUUACUGUUUUUUGUGAAUACAUGUUAAUGUAUUUUUAAUAGAAGCUUUAUUUUUUUGUGUAUUUAAUGGAAUUGAAUUUAUGCUUCACUACUUACAAAUUUAAUUCAAAAUAUUGGAACCAGGUGAAUGGAUAAUUGCCUAUAUAGACAUAUCGAAUUUCAUUCCCAAAAGGCAUUUAAAAUUUGGUUUGCCAUUUUUUACUUUAUAUAAUCUAUGUAGUUUUUUAGUGUUGAUCUUAUAUAUUCCUGAGAUCUCAUUGUUUGUUGUGUUUGUUUUUCUAUUUUAUAAUUGUCAUGUGUUUUUUUAUGUGUGAUGCAUUUUUUUAAAGCAUAUUUUAUCAUUUAUUUUAGGUUUUCGUGUAAAAUGUAAUAAAAUUAACAUGAGUGUGUAAAUUAACGCAUGUAGUAUUUUCGAACCAAUUUAUCACGUCUUUUGAUAGUUAUUUAACAAAUAUAAUAUAUUCGAAAAAGUAUAUAGCUUGGGCAAUCGAAUAAAAUGUACAACCAGAAAUGAUGCUAUACUUAAUAGGUACAAUGCAAUACAGGAAUAGUCACACAAUUCCAUAUAAAAUGGUACAAUGAAAGUGGUUUAACUGAGGUGCAUUAUAGUGAUUAUAUGUUAUUUUAAAAUUAAUAAUAAUGGAAUAUUGGUAGCUUAGCCAUUUAAACGUAAUUGUCUAAAUAUUUCUUAUAUGAUAAGAAUUGUAUGCCUUAAAAACGCAACUUCAUAUCGUUAUUGUAUACUAAUGAAUGCGGAAUUAUAAGUUAGCUAUGUCGAUGUUUUCUUAAAUAAUAUUAUCUACAUUUUUUAUUAACGGGUUAUUUUUUCUAUUUUUGGCGGGAUUUUUUGUGUUUCGUAGUUAGAAUAAACGCAGAUUUAGAGUCUAUGGUUUUAUGUAAGGUAGUUUGUUUUUAUGUUAUUUUGUGCUACGUCGAAAGCUACUGCUGCUACAGAACGCCACGUUUUAUUUGACAGUACCUUUUCUUUAAUCAAGUAUCAGGUUUGCUAGUACAACACAUAUAACAUUUGAGUUCCUAAGACAAUAAAGAAGCCUGGUCGUUUGCCAAUCGUAAUAAAAAUCUUUCAAGACUUAACACUGGAUUUCUGGAACAAUAAUUGAAAAUAGAAAAAAGGUUUUCGUCCGUAACGAUUUUAGUUAGAAUGCAGAUUUAUAGAACUAAGGAUUCCAUAAAAUACAGUGGUUAAUUUUUUUUUCUACGCCAAAUAUUGACGAUAUUAUGACCAAAUUACUAAACGAAUUUUCGGCUGGCCGCGUGAUGGCUGUGACGUCACAGAGCUCUAGUGCGUAGAGACGCAACUGUAGUUCGACCGGAGUGAACCACAAUCGAGCUCUGUGUCGUCACACGUUUCAGCGGCGGCCGAAUAUUGGCUACCAUAAAAAAAUAUGUAAUAAUUCGAAUUCGAUGAUUUAAAAAGUAUUUUUAUUAAAAAGCUUAUCAGAUCAUUAUACUGUUGAUUUUGAGUUGAUUAGCUGACCUAGUAAUGAUCCCCAUUAUCAAAUGUAUGGUCUGUGUAAAUUUUUACGUCAAUCAAGGAUGCAAUUUUUAUCCGCACCUUUCAUUUGGCUACAAUUUGACAUUAUGGAAUUUAAAGGUGCUGUCAUUUAUUUUCUAUGACUCCAAAAGCUAACUUGCAGACAUUAUUAGACUGUUUGAUGAGGCUUUAUUUCACAAGAAAAUAUUAUAAAACUUUAAUUAAAAGACAUUUUAUCAGUAUUACAAUAUAAGUGCAGAUUGGAAAUCCAUUAUGAUGUCAACGACAAUUUAUAAUAGUGAAUAAAAGUUUGUGUUAACACAAUCACUAUUAAAGAGUUUUGUACUAAUAAUUACUAAGA
Messenger RNA from Chilo suppressalis (striped riceborer), 6748 nucleotides. NCBI's taxonomy places the organism in Eukaryota, Metazoa, Arthropoda, Insecta, Lepidoptera, Crambidae. The record is from the annotation of a GenBank genome assembly.